Messenger RNA from Colletotrichum graminicola M1.001, 1368 nucleotides. RefSeq names its product glycolipid anchored surface protein. The transcript is spliced from 4 exons. Bases 1 to 1368 code for a protein of 455 amino acids. The record is from RefSeq and is a predicted model, not a curated record. Lineage: Eukaryota; Fungi; Ascomycota; Sordariomycetes; Glomerellales; Glomerellaceae. Gene Ontology annotation, cellular component: fungal-type cell wall; cytoplasm. Gene Ontology annotation, molecular function: 1,3-beta-glucanosyltransferase activity. Gene Ontology annotation, biological process: fungal-type cell wall (1->3)-beta-D-glucan biosynthetic process.
AUGAAGUCCUUCGCCGCCAUCUCGGCCCUUACGGUCCUGACCGUCGUCACGGCGAAGCCCACUGCCACUGAGCGCGAGGCACCCAUCAAGGCCCGCUCUGUCCCCGCCGUGGAAGUCUCCGGCAAUGCUUUCUAUGCUAACGGCGCUCGCUUCUUCAUCCGUGGUAUCGACUACCAGCCUGGUGGCUCGUCCGAGAAUGUCGACCCCCUUGCUGACACCACCAUCUGCGGUCGUGAUAUUCCCAAGUUCAAGGACCUCGGCGUGAACACCAUCCGUGUCUACAGCGUCGACAACUCCAAGGACCACAAGGAGUGCAUGCAGAUGCUCGCCGACGCUGGCAUCUACCUCGUUGCCGACGUUAACAACCCCCUAUACUCCAUUAACCGCGCUGACCCCCACCCCUCCUACAACGCCGUCUACCUCCAGAGUGUCUUUGCCACCGUCGAGGAAUUCGCAAAGUACGACAACACCCUGGCCUUCUUCUCCGGAAACGAGGUCAUUCACGAUGAAGCCGAAACCACCUUGACCGCUCCCUACGUCAAGGCCGUCACCCGUGACAUCAAGAACUACAUGGCCUCCCGCGGCCUUCGUCAUAUCCCCGUCGGCUACUCUGCCGCUGAUGUUGCCGACAACCGCAUGCAGAGCGCUCAGUACUUCAACUGCGGUAGCGACGAUGCUCGCAGCGACUUCUUCGCUUUCAACGACUACUCGUGGUGCAGCUCCAACUUCAAGGAGUCUGGCUGGGAUGUCAAGGUUAAGAACUUCACUGACUAUGGUAUUCCCAUUUUCCUGUCCGAGUACGGCUGCAACACCAACGUCCGUGACUUCGGUGAACUCGAGGCCUUGAUGAGCAACGAGAUGACCAGUGUCUACUCGGGAGGUAUGAUGUACGAGUACUCGAUGGAGGCCAACAAGUACGGCAUCGUCCAGAUUGACGGAGACAACGUCGAGGAGCUCAAGGAGUACGCCAACUUCAAGAGCGCCUUGUCCAAGUACCCUGCCCCCACCGGUGACGCCGGUGCUGCCAAGACCUCGCACGCUGCUGCUUCGUGCCCUACCUCCGACAAAGUCUGGAUGGCUGACCCUACCAAGAUCCCUACCAUGCCUCAGGCGGCCGAGAAGUACAUGACUGAGGGUGCCGGUGAAGGUCCCGGCUUGAAGGGCGAUGGCUCCCAGACUGCUGGCGACAGCGCUUCCGAUGGCGACACUACUGGCGGUGUUCCCUCCCCCACCGCUUCCGGCGGCAGCUCUAAUGGUUCUCCCAACGCUGCUGCUGGCAUGACCUUCGGUGGUCCCAUUGAGAAGGCCCCCUUGGCCAUUGCUGGUCUCGCCGCCAUGUUCACCAUGUUCGGCGCCUUCUUGUUGUAA